This is a messenger RNA of Erigeron canadensis, 1386 nucleotides long. RefSeq names its product dual-specificity RNA methyltransferase RlmN. Gene Ontology annotation, biological process: rRNA base methylation; tRNA methylation. NCBI's taxonomy places the organism in Eukaryota, Viridiplantae, Streptophyta, Magnoliopsida, Asterales, Asteraceae. The transcript has 8 exons. The record is from RefSeq and is a predicted model, not a curated record. Gene Ontology annotation, molecular function: RNA methyltransferase activity; iron-sulfur cluster binding. The coding region runs from base 99 to 1199 and encodes 366 amino acids.
CCAAAAAUUGAAACUUCCAUUUAUGAACCCUAAAUAAAUAAAUAAAAAUCAUAAAUCAAUCUUGCUUCAGUAAGUAAACAUCCAUUAGGGUUUAUGUGAUGACGUGUCGUUCUGUAUUUGAUGCUGGUUUCAUAAGAACUGAAUUUGAUAAAGCUGGAAUCAAUACCCAAUUCAUCCCAUCUAUUUGGAAAUAUGUGAUACAAAACCCAGAUUGUGAAUGGAGAGAUAUUCCAUCAUUGCCUGCAUCAGCAUACACAUUGCUUAGCUCCAAAUUUAAAACAUGCACUUCUGUUAUUGAAUCUGCUCUUGAUUCUACUGAUCAAGUUACUACUAAACUUCUUGUUAAGUUGCAGAAUGGUGCAUCUGUAGAAGCUGUGAUUAUGCGAUAUGAUUCCAGUUUAGGGAAAUAUGGAGGCAAGCAACGGUCUGGUGGCCCAAGAUCAACCUUAUGCAUAUCUUCGCAGGUUGGUUGCAAAAUGGGGUGCACAUUCUGUGCAACUGGAACAAUGGGUUUUAAGAGUAACCUCACUACAGGAGAGAUUGUAGAACAGUUGGUGCAUGCGUCACGUAUAUCACCUAUACGCAAUAUUGUUUUCAUGGGAAUGGGAGAGCCAUUAAAUAACUAUACUGCACUAGUAGAAGCUAUCCGAGUAAUGACAGCAUAUCCAUUUCAGAUUUCACCCAAGAAAAUAACCGUGUCAACGGUUGGCAUAAUUCAUGCAAUAAACAAGUUCCAUGGUGACUUGCCGAAUUUGAACUUAGCAGUAUCUCUUCAUGCACCAGUUCAAGAUAUCCGUUGUAAAAUUAUGCCUGCAGCACGGGCUUUUCCUUUAGAAAAACUUAUGAAUUCUUUGGCAGAAUAUCAAAAGAAAAGUCAGCAAAAGAUAUUUAUUGAGUACAUAAUGCUCGAUGGCGUGAAUGACGAGGAGCAGCAUGCCCACCAGCUUGGCAAAUUGCUCGAGACAUUUCAAGUGGUUGUGAAUCUGAUACCAUUUAAUCCGAUUGGCAUACUUAGUCAAUUUGGAACUAGUGAAGAUCAGAAAGUUACAAUAUUCCAGAGAAUUCUUAGAAAUACGUAUAAUAUACGAACUACUGUUAGAAAACAAAUGGGCCAAGAUAUCAGCGGUGCAUGUGGACAGCUUGUGAUUAGUUCCACCAAGAAGUCUUCAUUAACUGAUAUUGAAGAUCUUCAGCGUUAAGUUAAUUUACGGGUCAAUGUUUUCCCUUGUGAUGUAUUUUAUUGUAUGUCUCAUAGUUUUGACAUAGAGAAAACUUUAACGCUAAAGGAAUUAGCUAGCUUCUACAUUCUUCAUUUUACUGUUGUCUUUAACUAUAUAUCAAAAUAAUACAAUGCUUUAAAUUUAAAUGCAAGUAUCAAAUUGAUUA